CGUAGGAGCACUCAAACUUGUACUAAGAUCCAUUAAGUUAUCUGUACUUAAAAGUGUGUGUUCCUUUGGGUAAUUGCAUGCAUCUCACAGCUCAGUUGAGUUCAGCCUCCCCUAUACGGAAAUGCGAACGUGUGGACUGUCUACAGUACUGUCACGCGUUAUUCCUGAGGCUGAUAUAUCCCGUCUCAGUCAGCCAGGCAAUCCGCGAUAUACUGGGGAAAGCUGUGUACUCCAAAUUUAAUUUGAACUUCGAUGAAAAACUUCUAUACAAAAAGGGCGGAAUCGGAUUGAUGAAUUCAUUGGAGAGUCUGAUGGGAAAACACAACAAUCCUGAAAAGAGUGCACAGAACUUGCUGUGUUCCGGAUCCAUCUACCGCGAUGCUUACACAUCAUUAAGAGUGCGCACAAUCUAG
Periconia digitata is the source of this 413-nucleotide messenger RNA. NCBI's taxonomy places the organism in Eukaryota, Fungi, Ascomycota, Dothideomycetes, Pleosporales, Periconiaceae. The record is from the annotation of a GenBank genome assembly.